UUCACCUAUGGAGAUAUCGGGGAGGAUACCCAGCUCUCACUGAAGUCAUGAACAAACUCAGGCAGAAUAAGGAUUUCAUGAAGUACCGGACAGAGAGGGGGAAGAUGCUGCUGUCUCGUAAAAACCAGCUGCUCCUGGAGUUCAGCUUCUGGACCGAACCCGUCCCUCGUCCAGGACCCAACAUCUAUGAGCUCCGAUCAUACCAGCUCAGGCUUACAAAGAUCUUCAGUCCAGAGAAGUCAUUAGAAAUGCAGCCUGGCAGCGUGAAGGCUGGGAUGAGGUUGUUUACUACACAGUCCCUCUUAUUCAGCACAUGGAAUCGAGAAUAAUGAUCCCCAUGAAGACUUCGCCCUUGAAGUAACAACAAACAGAAGGGAAAUGUUUCAGCAGCCACUGCUACAAGAACACCGAUCUGUGUGUGAUUAACCACCAGGAUGUGCACUGCCAGGAUCAUCAACAGAAUCUGAAGAUGUUUUUGUUUUGUUGUUCCUCCUUUAUGCCUUUUUAAAAAAUGAGGUCAGCAUAACUGUCUAAAAGUGGACCUGUUACAAGUUUUACUUUCUCCUCUGCUUAAACGGUUUUGUCACAUAAAAAUAAAAUACAAUGAAAAAUGCAUAAAACUUUUUUUCAUAAAUUUACAACAAAAGCAUUUUUUUCUCAAUCACUUGCUAAUAUCAAGCUUAUAAAAGAAACCAGUAAUGGUUAUGUCAUUUGUUUAAACUUUUUUUUUCUUAAAAAAAUGUUUUAUGUUUACAAAUCUUCCAUCCAUCUGAUUGGGAUAGGUGGGAUUAACGCCAAAAUAAUUUUUAGCUCUUGAAGUUAAUGGCAGUAAAAUUGCACAGUCACACAAGAAGACACAAACACACCGUUUGAAAAAUUGACUUUUCAGUUUUGUUUUGUUUUUUGCAUUAAGCGACCACAUUCUUCGAUUCUUUCUUAACUUUAACAUCAUAGCACUGAUGGCUCUGAAAACAAUGAAAAUAUGGUUAAAAUUAUUGGGAAAUGUGUUUGGGUUGAGAUGAUUUAAUCAAGAUUUACUGAAUAAACUACUGAACAUUCACUGAUUUAGUCUAUCUGUUAACAGCAGCUGGGUGACUGCUCGCUUUCACUGAGAAUAUUACUGCUUUAUCAUUAAAGCUGAAUGUAGAAUUACAAAGUAGGCUUAUUAAGCAAGCCGGGAUUGUGGUCAGUUCUGUUAAUGAGUGAGGUCAUUCUAAUCAUCUUUUACUGAGAAAACUAGUUAAUUGUGUUGUGAUGAAAUGCAGUGCUGUAAUAACUUUGACUGUACAUAUUAAAUGUCUGAUGAAGAGACAAUA
This is a messenger RNA of Austrofundulus limnaeus, 1316 nucleotides long. Its product is annotated as protein NipSnap homolog 2. The record is from RefSeq and is a predicted model, not a curated record. Gene Ontology annotation, cellular component: mitochondrion. NCBI's taxonomy places the organism in Eukaryota, Metazoa, Chordata, Actinopteri, Cyprinodontiformes, Rivulidae.